Molecule: messenger RNA, 1929 nt
Organism: Cryptotermes secundus
Lineage: Eukaryota; Metazoa; Arthropoda; Insecta; Blattodea; Kalotermitidae
Gene: Arf102F
Product: ADP-ribosylation factor 2
Exons: 5
Coding region: 403-945 (180 amino acids)
Biological process (GO): vesicle-mediated transport; intracellular protein transport
Cellular component (GO): plasma membrane; cytoplasm
Molecular function (GO): GTP binding; GTPase activity
Source: RefSeq, a predicted model, not a curated record
AGCCUGAAGAUAGGUGGUGGGGCUAAUGUAGUUUGAUACCCACAUGCAAAUUUAGGCUUAACGGUGUUUGAAGAUUAUAUUGAAAUAAAUAAACAGUGUUUGUGUGAUUUAAAUAAAUCAUUUCACGGAACUGAUACUUCAGGCAAGGGCCACAAACAUUUCUGGCCAGUUUGGUUUGUUUUUAUGGGAACAUUUGUUACUACUAAAACAGUGACGAUAGUGACAGAUUCGCGUUAGUGACGUAGCUCAAUGGGAGAAUACAUGGGUCAAAUUGACGUGGCAGAAGCGUGAUAUUUAUUGAAUUGCAGGUGUAUUAGGGAGUCUUGUUCCUAGUUGUGUAACUUGAUUUUGUGUAUAUAUAUUAGGGUUUGUAAGUGGCGUAGUAACAUUGCCGGCAUAAUCAUGGGUUUGACAAUUUCUAGUGUUCUGACACGGCUGUUUGGGAAGAAGCAAAUGAGAAUUUUGAUGGUUGGCCUUGAUGCAGCAGGAAAGACAACAAUUUUGUAUAAGUUGAAGCUAGGAGAAAUAGUUACCACCAUUCCAACUAUUGGUUUCAAUGUUGAGACUGUGGAGUAUAAAAACAUAUGCUUCACUGUAUGGGAUGUUGGUGGACAAGGAAAGAUCAGGCCACUCUGGAGGCACUAUUUUCAGAAUACUCAGGGACUGAUAUUUGUAGUAGAUUCUAAUGACAGAGAGAGGAUUACUGAAGCAGAAAAGGAACUUCAGAAUAUGCUUCAAGAGGAUGAACUCCGUGAUGCAGUUCUCUUGUUAUUUGCAAAUAAGCAGGACUUGCCUAAUGCAAUGAGUGCUGCUGAGCUUACAGACAAACUGGGACUUAACCAGCUGCGUAAUCGUCGUUGGUACAUUCAGGCUACCUGUGCUACCCAGGGGCAUGGCUUGUAUGAAGGUUUGGACUGGCUGUCAAAUGAAUUGGCAAAAAAAUGAAAUUGAUAGCCAGAAUUGUGUCCAGUGAUAUGCACAAGCAUCUCCAUUGAGUGAAACUGUGUCAAUGUAUGUGUAUGCAUACUUCAAGGAAAUGAGACAUUCUUUUAGAGAUAUGACAAGAAAUUUAUGUGGAGCAGAAUUAAGACUGCAGAGAUAAGUGAUACUUCUUGAUUUUGACAUUGAUGAAGGACUACUAGCAAGAAGGUUCAUUAUAAUGGUCUUUCUGGAGCUGUUGACUUACUGUAAGGAAAAGCAGUCUAGUGUUCAGCUUCUCCUUCCAUAAAUCACACUCAGUUCAAUAUAAAAUUUAAAUAAUUUUAGUUACACUGUGUUAUAUGAUAAUUUUAAUGUGUCAAGAUAUUCAUUUGUUGCAACAGAUUUUAUGGCAUUCAUGAUUGUUUAAUAGUGCUUUAUUUACAUUGAUUUGCUUUAAAACUAAAACACUAAAGAAAGAAGUAAGACAUUUUGUGAAUGAUUAGUUAUCGAAUUGUUACAGUGUAACUAUAAAUGAGCCGGUGUGUACCAAUAUAAUCAUAUUUGUUUAGCCAAAUAUAAUAGGAGCACCAGUGAAGCUACUGUCAUUCCUAAAAAAAAAGUGAUCUUCUUUCAUUAGUUAUUGAAGGUGAAAUAUUUCAUCAUGUUUAUAUGAAGACCUGAAACAGAAUUAUCUGAUUAUUUAUUACUAAAGUUAGGAGAAUUCUGGUUUUUUGUUGGUAUUUCCAUGAACAUUGUGCUCAUUCAAAGCUUUGUCACUUAUUCCUGUGUACAGACAUUUCAAACGAGUCUUGAAGAAAGCACUCUGCCAAAUAUAUUUGCAUAAUCUGUUCUUUUCUUGGCAGUUCAAACAUUUUCUUCCUUUGUGUUAGGUUUGUUUUCUUUGUCUCUUUGCAGUUGUUGGAACUAAGAGUUGAGAGUGAUGUUAAACAUAACUUUAAAGGUUAUGUGUAAAACUGUCAGACACAAUAAAGAGAAUUCGUAAACUUA